Molecule: messenger RNA, 378 nt
Organism: Acaulospora morrowiae
Lineage: Eukaryota; Fungi; Glomeromycota; Glomeromycetes; Diversisporales; Acaulosporaceae
Source: the annotation of a GenBank genome assembly
AUGUUGGACGUCAAGGGUUCCGUACUUCAAGAUAACGAAACGUGGAGCCUGAUGGAUUUUUUACAUUGGAGUAUAGGAACUCGUAACAAUGAAUCCGCGAAAGAGUUAGCGUCAUACUGUUUGAAAUCACUCAAGGUUGCGUCCGAAUAUUUCUUAGUCGAGUCUAAGAGAGUGCCUUGCUGUGGCCCAUUGUUAACUGCUCAAAGUGCUAGGUCGAGUCUGAAUCCCCGCUCGUUGAGUCGAAAAUCCCAGGGUCGAGUCCCUUUUUGGCGAGAAAAAAAAUUACCUGAAGCAAUAACCUUCUGGAGAAAUAAAACCAGUGUUAUGAAAAGGUUAAAAAGAGCAUCAGUCUUGAGGAAGAAAGCCUUAAUGAACUAG